This is a messenger RNA of Delphinapterus leucas (beluga whale), 609 nucleotides long. NCBI's taxonomy places the organism in Eukaryota, Metazoa, Chordata, Mammalia, Artiodactyla, Monodontidae. The record is from RefSeq and is a predicted model, not a curated record.
AUGCCGGACUGCGCGCCCAGCGCCCGCACGGCUCGCACGGAGGAGGCGCUCCGGACCCUGUUCGCCAGUGGCCUCCCGACCCUGUUCGCCAGUGGCCUCCCUGUGGACCUUCAACCCAAAGAACUCUACCUGCUCUUCAGGCCGUGCAAGGGGUAUGAAGCGUCCCCGAUCAAGCUCACAUCGAGGCAGCCUGCUGGUUUUGCGAUCUUUGACGACCGGGCAGGAGCAGAAGCCUCCCAGAAGGCGGUGAACGGUAUUCGCUUUGAUCCUGAGAACCCGCAGACCCUGAGGCUAGAGUGUGCCAAAGACAACACCAAGACGGCCAAGAACAAGCUGACGGCUACGCCAAAUCCCACCAACGCUCACCCCUCCCUAGGAGCACACUCAGAGCUGAUGGGGGCCCCUCUGAUCCCCGCAUACCCAGGGUCCUGGGCCCCCUUCCCUCUGUACACCACAGAGCUGACCCCAGCCACCUCAUCUGCUGCGCUCACCUACCCCGCUGCCCCUACCGCUGCCGCCGCUGCCCUACAUGCUCAGAGGAUGCAGGUUCGCUGGUACCCUUCCUCUGAUACCACCCAGCAAGGUUGGAAGUCUUGUCAGUUCUGUUAG